GAGAGAGAGAGAGACUAUUUUGGAAGGCCGAAAAAAAACCUUAACGUCUCGGUGUUGGAAAGUGGAUCAGACCAGAAUAGCCUUGUAGCCAGUGCGGAAAAAGGAGCUCUUCUGUAAAGGACGCAUAAAGAAAGUUACAGGAAUCAACAUUUGACGGUAUCAACUGGGAAACGGAUUCGCAGUUCAUUUUUUGUUGCCUUUUCUUCUCUGUUUGAACGUAGAUGUCCUUGUCCCUUUCGCCUGCCAUUAUACAGUAAUAUUUAUCAACUGCAACAUGGACGCAAGCAAGAAAACAGAUCCCCCGGUGUCAGUGGAACUGGUCCAAAAGGCAAAUCCUGAACGCAGCCCAGUGCCAUCCAUUUACGUGCCCGAACAAGGUGGCUACAAGGAGAAAUUUGUGAAUGCAGUGGAGGACAAAUACAAAUGCGAAAAGUGCCACCUCAUAUUGUGCAAUCCAAAGCAGACAGAAUGUGGGCACCGCUAUUGUGAGACCUGUAUGAACGCUUUGCUAAGCUCUGCAAUUCCAAAAUGUACAGCAUGUCAAGAAACAAUAGUGAAAGAUAAGAUAUUUAAAGAUAAUUGCUGUCGGAGGGAGCUUCUCGCCCUUCAGAUAUUCUGCAGGAAUGAAAAUAAAGGUUGCAGAGAACAAUUGACCUUGGGACAGUUGCUUACCCACCUGAGAAAUGACUGUCUGUUUGAAGAGCUUCCAUGCCCUCGUGCUGAUUGUAAGGAGAAAAUACUGCGAAGAGACUUGCCAGACCACGUAGAGAAGACCUGUAAAUAUCGGGAAACAACGUGUAAAUACUGUAAAAACCAAGUCCCAAUGAUUAUGAUACAGAAACAUGAAGAUGCAGACUGCCCUUGCGUUAUGGUCACAUGUCCUCAUAAAUGUAGCGUUUCAGCGCUCCUGAGAAAAGAGGGAACAAAUCAGCAAGUUAAAGCACAUGAAGCCACCUCAGCAGUGCAGCAUGUAGACUUGUUGAAAGAGUGGAGUAAUUGUCUAGAAAAUAAGGUGGCCAUGCUCCAGAAUGAAAGUUUGGAAAAGAACAAGAGUAUACAAACUUUACACAAUCAGAUUUGUAGCUUUGAAAUAGAAAUUGAGAGACAGAAGGAAAUGCUGCGGAGUAAUGAGUCCAAAAUACAUCACUUGCAGCGAGUGAUAGACAGCCAAGCUGAGAAGCUGAAAGAACUGGACAAAGAGAUCCGUCCCUUCCGACAGAACUGGGAGGAAGCGGACAGCAUGAAAAGCAGCGUCGAGUCUCUCCAGAACAGAGUGACUGAGCUGGAAAGCGUUGAUAAGAAUGCCGGGCAAGGAAAUAGGAAUGCAGGUAUGCUAGAAUCACAAUUAUCUAGGCAUGAUCAGAUGCUGAGCGUCCACGACAUCCGAUUGGCUGACAUGGACCUCCGCUUUCAAGUUUUGGAAACGGCCAGCUACAAUGGAAUACUGAUCUGGAAAAUCCGAGAUUAUAAACGUCGGAAGCAAGAGGCAGUCAUGGGGAAGACUUUGUCUUUAUACAGCCAGCCUUUUUACACGGGGUACUUCGGCUAUAAGAUGUGUGCCAGAGUUUACCUCAAUGGAGACGGCAUGGGAAAAGGGACGCACUUGUCCUUGUUCUUCGUCAUCAUGCGGGGAGAAUACGACGCGCUGCUUCCGUGGCCCUUCAAGCAGAAAGUCACGCUUAUGUUGAUGGAUCAAGGACCCUCCCGGCGCCAUUUAGGGGAUGCUUUCAAACCAGACCCCAACAGCAGUAGUUUCAAGAAGCCCACCGGAGAAAUGAAUAUUGCAUCUGGCUGCCCAGUCUUCGUUGCACAGACUGUUCUAGAAAACGGAACAUAUAUUAAAGAUGAUACUAUUUUUAUUAAAGUCAUAGUGGAUACAUCGGACCUACCAGACCCCUGACGUAUAGCAGAGAGGCAGAUUCAACAGAAGACAGCUCCAUUUGGGGCUCUUUUUUAUACCUACCUGUCUUCAAUAAGAGGUCCUUAAAGCUCAGAGGGGACCACCUUGUGUUAACAGAAGGAAGCGUUUGGAGGCAUAAUUUGCAUAGGGGUCCAAAUGGCAAAUGUAGCAACCCAUUCAGAAGUCAUAACCAUGGUAUAUUUUCUAAUUAAAACUAAUAGGAACACUUCGAGUUCUGACAAGUCACUUAAUCCUCACGAGGACAAAAAGAUUACAGUCAGAAAACCUUUUCGUAAUUUAUUGGUAAUCUCUAAAUCAGUUGGAAGGGGGGGUGGGGGAGACAAAAUAUCCUGUGCUGGAAAAGACACGAAACUUUUAUUCCUUUUUAACUAGAAAACAAAAGUAAAAGUUCACAUGUGGGUUAGCUAGAAACUGUCAGCAUGUUAAGUUAAAAAAGAAGAAAAAGAAGAAAUUAUGAAGUAACAUUGCAGUUAAAAGAUAUUAUUACUUUGAAAAUCGAUAAGUGCAAUCCUGUCUGAAAUAACAGUAUAAUGUUUAUUUUUAAGGCCUCUCCUGGUCUCUGUUUUAAAAUAAUUACUUUGCCAGAAGACCUCGACAGAAUGUCCAGAUCUUCUCGAAAGUGUCUAAAUCAGAGUCAUAUUUUUGUUCAGAGUUCUAUUAAUUGCUACAGAAAAAAAAGCAUUUUAUUUUAAAACUGUUGAUAGACUGAUAUUUCUUGGAAGAAAAAAAAAAGAUCAAAUGCAGGUUAUCACUUGUGAUAUGAAAAGAAACUAUUCAACUACAGCUGUUAUUUCUCUUUAGAAAUGUAAACCUAACAAUAUAUGUCGUAGUUAAUGACACUAUUUCAAAAUUAAGAAAAAAAUAAUCACUCAUGGAUGCUGUGCAUCAUUAUCAGAUUUAUAAUUUUCACCCUAAAAUAGGGCAUUUGUUGAACUUUGGAGUUCUAAACGGAAUCCUGUAUGUUUUUAAAGUUCUGCCUCAUGCGCUCCGACCAAGCUCUAUAAAAAUAUAUCUAUAUAUCUAUAUAUAUAUUCUAUUUUUUUGCUAAAGCAUAAAUGUGCAACAUAUUUUUGGUGUUUGAGAAGGGGCAUAGUGCUGAGAAAUG
Lacerta agilis (Sand lizard) is the source of this 3026-nucleotide messenger RNA. RefSeq names its product TNF receptor associated factor 3 (gene TRAF3). Gene Ontology annotation, biological process: protein K63-linked ubiquitination; innate immune response; regulation of canonical NF-kappaB signal transduction. Gene Ontology annotation, cellular component: plasma membrane signaling receptor complex. The transcript has 12 exons. Bases 275 to 1900 code for a protein of 541 amino acids. Gene Ontology annotation, molecular function: zinc ion binding; tumor necrosis factor receptor binding. Lineage: Eukaryota; Metazoa; Chordata; Lepidosauria; Squamata; Lacertidae. The record is from RefSeq and is a predicted model, not a curated record.